Messenger RNA from Mauremys reevesii (Reeves's turtle), 3873 nucleotides. RefSeq names its product zinc finger protein 345-like. Gene Ontology annotation, molecular function: DNA-binding transcription factor activity, RNA polymerase II-specific; RNA polymerase II cis-regulatory region sequence-specific DNA binding. The record is from RefSeq and is a predicted model, not a curated record. The transcript has 5 exons. Gene Ontology annotation, biological process: regulation of transcription by RNA polymerase II. The coding region runs from base 572 to 2470 and encodes 632 amino acids. NCBI's taxonomy places the organism in Eukaryota, Metazoa, Chordata, Testudines, Geoemydidae.
GGGGAAGGGCUGGGGCCGAGCAGGAAAGUGACUCUGCACCAACGGCCCCUUCUCGCCCCAGCUCUGCUCCCGGGGGGGCGGGGGUCUGCGAGUCCCAGAGCUGCUGCCUUCCCUGACCCCCCAGGCUCGGCUCUGCCCCCCUGAGCGCCUGCAGGAGCCGAGCCAGCUCCGGGAGAGCGAACACCCCGGUCCGGGCCGGGCCAUGGACUGAGUCUCCCAGCCCGAGGGGAGGGGGCAGACGGGGGAGAGACUGGCAGGGCCAGCAGGAGCUAUCGGGUGACGGACGUCAGAGGCACCAGCCCUUCGGGUUCCCGGCUGGAAAGGACCUCAAGGAGGAGAAAGUUCUUAACACUGUGACAGCAAUAACCUCUCCUGUAGCAGAGCAGCUGGAGGUAGACGUCAAGCCCCCUGCAGGAAGGGCAAAGCAGAGGCAGACCCCCAUUGGGCUAAGAAGCUGUCAGAGAGCUGUACUGCAAAGGGUCUGAUAUUGCUCCCGAAAAAUACCCUAGCAGGCCCGACACUACUCCAGCACUGAGGAUUUUAGAUUCUCAAAACCCAGCGUGGUCUCUAGAUGGAACAAGGGGAACAGCUGUGGGUCCCAAAUCUCCAGGGUGCUGAGGAAAGGGAGAGUCCAGGACGCUCAUGGGCAGAGUUUCAGUUUCCUAAACCUCAAAGGAUUCCUUGGAUGGAGCAAGAGGAAAAGCCAUGUGUCCUGGAUCUCCAGGUCUCCUCGGAAGAGGAGAUCCCAAGUGAUGCUAGCACAGCAGGUGACGGGAUGGUGAGUGAGAAUGAGGAGGAGAACCUUCAGCAGGAAGGUCCUGAGCCAGUGGAACUGCACAGGUUGGUAGCAGGAGGAUGUGAAGGGAACGUUUCCCAAAGCCUUGACGAGGGAGAGGCCUGUAAGAGUGAGGACAGGUCAGAAGAGCAGCAAGUCGAGAAACUAGCUGUGCCCAGUCCCUGGGAGGGCAGCUACCAGGAGCUUGGAGAUGCCCAGCAGGCCCUGCAGGUGGGCGGGAAGCAGAACAUCUGUGCUGAAUGUGGGAAGCACUUCUCCCGGCGCUCGCACCUCAUCAUCCACCAGCGCAUCCACACAGGUGAGAAGCCCUACCAGUGCUCCGAGUGCGGGCGCCGCUUCAGCCAGAGCUCCACGCUGAUCAGCCACCAGCGCACCCACACGGGCGAGAAGCCCUACACCUGCCCCGACUGUGGGAGGAGCUUCAGCCAGAGCUCCACACUGCUGACCCACCACCGGCUGCACACCGGGGAGACACCCUACAAGUGCCUGGACUGCGGGAGGAGCUUCAGCCAGAACUCCACCUUCAUCAUCCACCAGCGCACCCACACCGGCGAGAAGCCCUACACCUGCCCUGACUGCGGCAAGAGCUUCAGCGUCAGCUCCUACCUCAUCACACACAACCGCAUCCACCGUGGCGAGCGCCCCUACAAGUGCCCUGCCUGUGGGAAGGGCUUCAUCGACAGCUCCACCUUCGUGCGGCACCAGCGCACCCACACGGCAGAGAAGCCCUACCGCUGUGCCGACUGCGGCAAGAGCUUCAGCCUCAGCUCCUACCUUGUGAAGCACCGCACCCUGCACACGGGUGAGCGGCCCUACAAGUGCACUGAGUGUGGGAAGCGCUUCAGCGAGAGCUCAGACCUGCUGCGGCACCAUCGAACCCACACGGGCGACAGGCCCUUCCAGUGUGUCCAGUGUGGGAAGAGCUUCGGGGAGAGCUCCACGCUCACCCGUCACCAGAGGACUCACCUGGGCAAGAAUGCACAUCAGAGGAUCCACACAGGAGAUAAGCCCUAUAAAUGCACUGAGUGUGGGAAAAGCUUCAGCCAAAGCUCACACCUGGUGAAACAUCAGCGGCUGCACGUGGGAGAGAAGCCCUACAAGUGUACAAAAUGUGGAAAAAGCUUCAGCUGGAGCUCAGACCUUAUUGUUCACCAGAGAAUCCACACAGGAGAGAGACCCUAUAAAUGCCUUGACUGUGGGAAGAGCUUCAAUCGGAGCUCGAACCUUAACACGCAUCAGAGAGCCCACAUGGGAGAGGGCCCCUACAAUUGCACUGAGUGUGGGAAAAGCUUCAGUUACUGCUCCUCCUUCAUUAGACACCAGAGAACCCACACAGGAGAGAAACCCUACAAAUGCACCGAGUGUGGUAAAACCUUCUUCGAGAGCUCGGCCCUUAUCAGGCACCAGAGGAGCCACACUGGAGAGAUGCCCUACAAAUGCACCGAGUGUGGGAAAAGCUUCUUUGAGAGCUCAUCCCUUAUCAAGCACCAGAGGAUCCACACCGGAGAGAAGCCCUACAAAUGCCCUGACUGCGGGAAGAGCUUCAAGCAGAGCUCAUCCCUCAUCAAUCAUCUGAGGACCCACACCGGAGAGAAACCCUACAAAUGCACCGACUGUGGGAAAAGCUUCACUGUGAGCUCUGCUCUGAUUAGACAUCAGAGGAUCCACCUGUGAUAGACACCAACUGCCAAUUUCCCUUCUGGGGCUUAGCCGCUGCUUACGUGAGGCCUGAAGAUAGGUCUGGGAACCAGAUCAGGCAGCUGUGGAUCCUUUGAGGUGCUGGGUGUUGGAAAGGGCCCUCAGAAAGCCUGGGUGUUUGGUCUCUUGUUAUUCAUUCAGUGACCUUGUCCCAGUCUGUCACUGAACGGAGCUGCCUGGAGAAGGACUAUGCUGUUUGGGAUGAUUCAGGCAGAGGCUAGAUCUCACCAGGUGUCAGUAUGGCAUCGGGCGUGAUGGGGCUCCAAUCUCAGAUGGGCUGUCUCGGUAAUGCACAUAUUAACAAUUAGAAAAAACUGGCCCUUAUUUUCCUCUUUCCCUGGUGGUCUCCUCAUCUUCCUCUCUCUCUCUUUCCCCUCUGUCCAGUCACUGGAUUGAAGAGGACCCAGGAGAGUCCCUGAGAGAAUGUACAAAGGUAAAGGAAAAAGCUGUGAAUCUGAGCUGUCCAGUCAAUGAAACACCCCCAGAGCCAGGGAGAUCUGGGCAUGAAUGUGUUGUGUCCCAGCAGGUCUCCAGGAGGUGCCAGCUGGUUGGGGGCCUGCGAAGCUACAGGAGCAGAGGUGGCCAGCUGACAGAGGCAAAGCCAAGCCAGACAUCAGGCUGAUCUCCUGUGUGCUGGCAUGUAUUUGAAGGGACACUUCUCAUGUAUCCGUGGAGACCCAAGGGGCAAGUAAUGCUCAGGAUCUGAUUGGAUGGCCCAGUGAAGGAUUCCUCUGUUUCUGUCUGUAACUAACUCAAAGGGCCCCGUGUCUAAACGCAGCUAGGAAUCACAUUUGGUCUUAGCCCCACAGUAACGUCCCUAACCCAGGCGACCCAGCGACAACACAGACACAGGUUGUAGUGAAGAUGGAACCUUAUCCAAUCUUCCCUAAAUGGGUUAAAAGCUCAGGCUUCAGACUGUGUACAAGGACAUAACUAGACACCUUAUGACCAUGUUAAAGUCAGGUGAGGGGAAUCUGCUGUAACUGGGACCUGAGUGAUAAAUGAUGUGUAGAUGGGGCCUGGUGUCUACAACACGGUUUUUCCUUGCAGGUGGGGGGCAUCAAAACCCUGUUAACAAGCCCAACUUGAAGCCUGGAACAUGCCUAAGCUAGAGUAUGGGCCUCUAACUUGUUUAUUUGCCUGUCCACAUGGGCAAGAAGAAACACUGUAAUUACACAAUCUGGCCACAAACUUAUUCAAACAUGCUGGGCCAGAACCUCAGUGGGUGUAAAUCAGUGUAGCUUUGACACCAAUGGAGCGUUGUUGAUUUACACUAGCUGAGGAUGUGACCAGGUGAUUUCUGUAGGAGCUCUGUAUUGGGGCUGUCUGCACUCUUUCCAUUUUCUGCCUGCCCUAGUAAAGAAGCUUUGGUUACUGUA